CUGCUGGCUUCUAUCAGGCUGCCGUCCAAUAGGACCGCUACAAUUGCUGAAGCGUGUGUUGGGAGGCAUAGCGGCGAACCGCACGUCGACUUCCAAGUGGCGUGCCCAUGAAAACCCUAGUUCUUCCCUCUUAGUAUAACUCUCUUCCCCUGUCACACACCGCCGCUGACCUUUCCCUCUUAGUAAUCUCUCUAUCUACAUCUCCUCGCUGUCGAUCCCUUCGUUUCCCCGAGUUCUUUCUCCCGUUGUUUAUCUUUUUGGUUGUCGUUCAGCGACAGAGCUCUUCCUCUCCCGAUGGCCGCUUCUUCAAUCGGAGAGCUCGCCUGCACCUACGCCGCUCUCAUCCUCCACGAUGAUGGCAUCCCCAUCACGGCCGCCAACUUGACGAUCGAAUCCUACUGGGCGCCCCUCUUCGCCAAGCUCCUCGAGAAGAGGAGCGUCGAUGAUCUCAUCUUGAGCGUCGGCUCCGGGGGAGGUGGUGUUGCUGUGGCGGUCUCCGCCGGCCCGGCCGCCGGUGCGGGUGGUGGCGCUGCCCCUGCUGCUGAUCCAGCCGCGGAGGAGAAAAAGGAGGAGCCCAAGGAAGAGAGUGAUGACGACAUGGGAUUCAGUUUGUUUGAUUAGAGAUCGCUAAAUCGUUAUCUUUGUUAGGUUUUUGAUAUAAGUUUGCUUACUGCCAUCGCUAAGUCUGGCCAUCCAUUAUGAGUCAUGAGAUUUCAGAUUCUUCUCCAUACUUGUGGUUACUUUUCACAUGAGUGAAUUGAGUUAUUAAGCUCAUUUUGAUA
Molecule: messenger RNA, 782 nt
Organism: Musa acuminata AAA Group (dessert banana)
Lineage: Eukaryota; Viridiplantae; Streptophyta; Magnoliopsida; Zingiberales; Musaceae
Product: large ribosomal subunit protein P1-like
Exons: 4
Coding region: 295-621 (108 amino acids)
Biological process (GO): cytoplasmic translation; translational elongation
Cellular component (GO): ribosome; cytosolic large ribosomal subunit
Molecular function (GO): ribonucleoprotein complex binding; structural constituent of ribosome; protein kinase activator activity
Source: RefSeq, a predicted model, not a curated record